Prosopis cineraria is the source of this 2000-nucleotide messenger RNA. RefSeq names its product cytochrome P450 72A68-like. The transcript has 5 exons. Gene Ontology annotation, molecular function: iron ion binding; heme binding; oxidoreductase activity, acting on paired donors, with incorporation or reduction of molecular oxygen. The record is from RefSeq and is a predicted model, not a curated record. The coding region runs from base 91 to 1731 and encodes 546 amino acids. Lineage: Eukaryota; Viridiplantae; Streptophyta; Magnoliopsida; Fabales; Fabaceae.
ACAUUAACGGAAGCUCAUAUCACUCUCUCAUUCACACACACAGACGCACACAGUUUUACUGUUCCGUGAGACUCCACUCAGCCUAUAUAUAUGCACUACUCUACUUUCGAGUGUCAUAUAAACACAAGACAAGAAGACAUGGAGACACAGAGAGUGAGAGAAAUGUUGGAAGCAACAACGUUAGUGGUUUCAAUAGUGGCAGCGAUAAUAAUAGUGAGAUGGGGAUGGAAAAUGGUGAAGUGGUUGUGGCUGAACCCUAAGAGGCUGGAGAGGGUGCUGAGAGAGCAAGGCCUUCAAGCCAAUCCUUACAAGUUCUGGGUUGGCGACUUAAGGGAAAUGAUGAAGAUGCAUGAAGAAGCCAGAUCCAUGCCCAUGAUGUCCCUGUCGCAUGAUCUGUCUCCUCGUCUCUUCGCCUUUGUCCUCCACGUACUCCACAAAUAUGGUAAAAAUUCAUUCCUGUGGUUUGGACCGACACCGAGGUUAAUAGUAACGAGCCCAGAGCAGAUUAAGGAAGUCUUAAGCAAGCCUUAUGACUACUCAAAACAUAACUUGAAUCCUCUUACCAAGUACGUAUCCCCUGGCAUCGUAAAACUUGAGGGAGAAAAGUGGGCUAAACACAGAAAGAUCAUCGGUCUAGCUCUCAACUUGGAUAAACUCAAGACUAUGACGGAAACCUUUUUCCAAUGUUGCGAUGACAUGGCACGAAAAUGGGAAAAAAUGUUGUCGUCAUCAAAUGGAAAAUGUGAAGUGGAUGUUUGUCCUUCGCUCAUGAACUUGACACAGGAUGUUAUUUCCCGGGCAGCUUUUGGAAGUAGCUAUGAAGAAGGCAAACAAAUCUUCGACCUCCUAACAGAGCAAGCUGAACUUGUCGCGACUCAUUUACAAAGAUAUCACAUUCCAUUUUGGAGGUUUGUACACGCUAAGGACUUUAGGAGGAUUAAGGAGAUUGAUAGAAUGGUGGAAGACUUUGUGAAGGGUAUCAUCAAGAAGAAGGAGAAAGCCCUGAAGGCAGGUGAAGCUAUAAAGAAUCACUUGCUUGGCAUGCUUCUUGAAUCCAAUCACAAGGAGAUUGAAAGCCAACGAAAGCACAACAAUGCUGGGUUGAUGAGCAUGAAAGAUGUAAUCGAUGAAUGCAAAUUUUUCUACUUUGGAGGCCAAGCAACCACUUCGUCUUUGCUUGCUUGGACCAUGAUGCUGUUGAGUAGGUACACUGAUUGGCAAACACGUGCAAGAGAAGAAGUCUUACAAGUCUUUGGGAAUCAAAAACCAAACUUUGAUGGGUUAAAUCGCCUCAAGAUUAUGACCAUGAUCUUAUACGAGGUUUUGAGGUUAUACCCACCAGCAACAUGGCUAGAGCGAUCAUGUGAGAAGGACAUGAAACUUGGGAAUAUAUUAGUACCAAGAGGAGUGAACAUUUUCAUACCAACGUUGAUUCUUCAACAAGACCAAGAGAUAUGGGGUAGCGAUGCCAAGGAGUUCAAUCCAGAGAGGUUUUCUGAAGGAAUUUCAAAGGCAGGAAAAGGUGAUUCCGUUGUAUAUUUCCCGUUUGGAUGGGGUGCUCGAAUUUGCAUAGGACAAAACUUCACCUUGUUGGAAGCUAAGAUGGCAUUUUCAUUGAUUCUGCAACGCUUUUGGUUUGAGCUUUCUCCUUCAUAUUCUCAUGCUCCUCUUCUCCGGAUGACUCUCCAGCCACAACAUGGAGUUCAUGUCAUUCUACACAAACUUGCAUAAUAAAUUUAUCACCUGGGGUGUGUCUGGAUAUAUAGAUAUGUAAUAUAUUUUGAGAGAGGAAAAAUGUUACAAGCUUUUUGUCAGUUUAAUUAUAAAAAAAUAUUAAAUAAUCUGCACUUUAGUUUUACAGAUCAGCUAGUACACAAGUAUCAAAAGACUAUGUAAGAAAUUAUUGUAGUUUGAAGUUUUAACUUUAGCAUUAUAUAUAUGUAUGAGUGUGGGCACCCUCACAUAAUUAGCCAAAAUUGUCGUGUUAUAUUUUUGACUCA